Molecule: messenger RNA, 1203 nt
Organism: Mucor mucedo
Lineage: Eukaryota; Fungi; Mucoromycota; Mucoromycetes; Mucorales; Mucoraceae
Exons: 7
Coding region: 1-1203 (400 amino acids)
Source: RefSeq, a predicted model, not a curated record
AUGAAAAAAACACACGGAACAAAUAAUUUCCGUGCAAAACCUGCUUUACCGCCUCAGGAGCAAACGUGUGUGUUAUGUAAAUACAGUACAAUUAAUCGACACUCUUUUAAAUUGCAUCAAAGAUCAGGACACCACUUAGAACUUCUGGAGGCGAUUCAGUCCAAUCAAGGACCACUACCUACCAAUGACAUCCAACAACAGAAUACUUUUGACGAACAACCUACUAUCCCGCUAAGCGAAUCUCGUAGUUCUGAUAUGAAGUCCAUUGAAAGACCAAUCCAACCUGAACGCACUGCCGAACCGUUCGAAUCUAAUAAACCUCCCGUUCCUGUUAACGAGGUUAACAACGGCUCUGAUAUUGAUGGUGGUGGUGGUGGAGAUGAUGGUAAUGAUGAAUAUCUUGAUUUGAAUGGUGAUUCUGGUAGCUUUAAGUAUUCAGAAGUCCAAAUCAAAUCAGUUCUUGAUAUUGGUAAAUAUAUGGCUGAAAUUGCAAUCAAAAAGUACAGAGCUCAACUAGCUUUGGAUCCUUCUGAUGUUAUUUAUGAUUUCUGUGGUUAUCCCACUCCCCACAGCGUUUCCAGAUUUCACAAAUCCAAGAAAAGUUGUAUACCUUGUUUUCCUCAUGCUCCCCGUUCACAUCAUGGUACUGCUACCGCAGCUGACGCCUCUGCUCCUGCUCCUGCCUCUACCUCUUCCCCUGCCUCUACCUCUCCUUCUGCCACUACCUCUGCUCCUGCCACUGAUCCUGCUGCAACAACAAAUACAACUGCUUGUCAUGAUCCUGUUACAUUUUAUGCCCCAAAUAUGCAAUAUGAAAGCUAUUCAUUCUCUGUCCUGUCCUGCCUGUCUCGUUCCUCCCUCGUUCCUGACACUGCUUCUACACCCGCUGAUCCUGUUGUUGUCGCAUCAAAGCCCGACUUGUUUCUCAAUGAUGUAUCUGAACACUUGCGACUUCUCGUAGGUAAUCCCUGUAUGUCUGGUUUCCUGUCAGAUCUUCCUGAUCGAACACCCAACCAACGAAUCAAGCUCAGUCAAGGUGAAAAGUGGAGUUGUGAUAGAUUGUUUGAGCAUCCCAUGAUAAUUACUGGUCGAAAUCUUCAACUCUGGGUACGGAUAAAGUCUCUUUGCUGUCUGAGAGCAUAUUCCUCUUCAAGAUCGCCAUUAUUUAAAGUGGCCAAGAUAUUCCAAAUAUCAAAGUUGUGA